Messenger RNA from Tripterygium wilfordii, 519 nucleotides. Its product is annotated as SKP1-like protein 1A. Gene Ontology annotation, molecular function: cullin family protein binding. Bases 1 to 519 code for a protein of 172 amino acids. The transcript has a single exon. Lineage: Eukaryota; Viridiplantae; Streptophyta; Magnoliopsida; Celastrales; Celastraceae. Gene Ontology annotation, biological process: SCF-dependent proteasomal ubiquitin-dependent protein catabolic process. Gene Ontology annotation, cellular component: nucleus; cytoplasm. The record is from RefSeq and is a predicted model, not a curated record.
AUGUCUACAAUCACCACCACUGCAGUCACUACUCUCACCGAAGUUGUCAAGAAAAUCACCGUGAAAGCCUCCGAUGGUGGGCUCAUUGACAUCGACGAGUCUGUCGCCAUGGAAAUUCCUGCAAGCAAGGCUUACUUUGGAGAAAACAGUGGUGUCAACAACAUCGCUCCUCUUCCUCUCGACGUUCCUAGCGAUUUGCUCUCGCGAAUUGUCGCCUAUGUUGAGGAUCCUGUUGCCAAGUCGGCCGAUGAAGGAGAGUUGAAGGCGUUCAAUAAGAAGUUCUUGGAGGAGAAAAGCGAUGGUGAACUCAAGGAGAUGUUAAUUGCUGCAAGUGAUCUCGAAAUCGAAGCCUUGGUGGAAGUCCUGGCCCAGGGCAUUGCAGAUCGGAUCAAGAACAUGAGUGUGGAGUCUAUGAGGAAGUUCUUUGGGGUUGAAAAUGAUUUCACGGCUGAGGAGGAAGAGGAGAUCCGCAAAGAGUAUCCAUGGGCCUUUGAAGGUGUCGACGCGGUUCAUGAUUGA